UGUGUCGCGUGCUGAAUGGUAGACCCACCAAACAUGGCUUCGAGUAGAAGGAAACAGGAUGAGAAGAACCUGAAAACCUUGCGAGAACUAGGUUCCCAACCUUCUAAUAGGAUAUGUUUCGACUGCCACCAGAAAGGGACGACCUACAUCAAUAUGACUGUGGGGUCCUUUGUGUGCACGUCUUGCUCAGGCAUCCUUCGAGGAUUAAAUCCUCCGCAUCGUGUCAAGUCCAUCUCCAUGGCCAGUUUCACACAGGAAGAGAUUGAACAAAUAAAAUCAAAGGGCAACCAGUAUUGUGGAGCUGUGUGGCUGGGGCUUUAUGAUGCAAAGAUUAGUCCAUUUCCUGACACCAAAGACGAGCAUAAGAUUAGAGAUUUCAUGAUAAUGAAAUAUGAAAAGAAAAGGUUUUAUAUAGAGCCAAGUAUUGCUGUGAAGAACAUGCCUCCACAAAACUCUAGUGCCACAUCUUCAAAUGCCUCUACACCAAGUAGUGAAACUAGUAAGGCUGGACCAACAGCAAACACCUCAGUUUCGCGUCCAAAUGUCUCAGCCUCGCAGUCAUCAGGGUCAGUAAGUGGUGGGCUAACAAGUGCCACCAAUACUGCAUCAAAAAACUCCACCCCAAAAUCCUCAGCUUCUCUAGAUUUGUUAGCAGACUUGGGCAACCAGUCUGGCUCCACAGUCAACUCUAAUGAUCCUUUUGCCUCUCCAACAAGUUCCAAAGCACCCACUUCAGUUUCGCAGCCUUCAUUUGCUAAUUUUGAGAAUGCGAAUAUCUUUACAAACACUCCUAGCUCCACAUCCAGCAACAAAUCAACCCCUUUGGGCCCACAUCUCCCAUUCUCCACUAGCCCCCUUACUCCUAUGGCCCCUGGUUCCUCUUCCAAUCCUCCUCCCGCAUCUGUCCCCAACACCCAAUCCUCAUCAAAUCCACCUGUGCAAGAUCGUUAUGCAGCCUUGAAGGAUCUAGAUGAGGAGUUCAAGACACAAAAAGAAUCAGAAACAGUAUCUUCCAAUGAUGGAGGCAGUUGGCCCAUACCAAAUGGAAGUCAUCAAAACUCUUCUGUAUUUCGUUCUCCAUCUUCCACUAUGAAUGGAAGUGUGUUUGGUUCCCCUGGCACCUCUAAUAAUGUCUUUGGUACUGUCAAUGGAGGUGGCUCCGGGGGUAUUGGGGUGUUCGGCACUCCCCCAAAUGCUGGCAAUGCCUGGGCUAACUUCACUGGUGCUAACCCAUUUUCAGGGUGUAACAAUGGUGCUCCAUGGAUGAAUGGAGGAGGUUCAUUGGCAACAACACACACUCAGCAGGGAUUUGGUUCUGUCGUCCAACCCAAUCCAUUUGGAACAACUUUAUAUAGGAUGUGGGCACCUGACCCGAACUUCAACCAGUUUGGCAAUAAUGCACCUAUUAAUGGUACAUCAUCAGCUAAUAAUGGUGCAUGGGCAAAUUUCAAUCAGCAUCCACAAAACACAAAAAUGCAGUGGAUGACCAGUAAUGGAACUGCAAACCCAUUUAUGGCCACCCCUCAAAUGCCUUCCAGUGGAUCAUCUUACAACCCAUUCCUGUGAGUGAGAGCCUGAACUCUUGUCACAGUGAUGAGGGCUGCCGCAGUAACACACCACCUCAAGCUGUGUAUGUCAUCAAGCCACUGUCUCGCCAAUUCAAUUCUGUGCUUCUUAUUCCUGUUAAAAUUCUUGUUGAUGGCUAACUUGUUGUAAGAAAUCUUCCCAGUAUGCAAAAGACAAUUCAUAUUUUCUACCUUCAGGUAGCACUAGUUGGGUUUAUACCAUAAGUCAUAUUUAAAUAAUAAGAGAUAAUUUACUGUAUAAAUAUUAGACUGUUUUUAGUUUCUUAACUGCCAAGUAACAAAAUCAUCAACAUUUACAGAUAACUAUUGUAAAGUACAUUGUAGCUUUAUUUAAAAUCAACAGGGCUCAUAGCUAGUGUACAUAGAUGCCCCAUUGUAGGUAGCUUAUAAUCAUUAUCCAGGAAACACAGGUAACCUUGGGUCACAUAUUCUUCACUAUAUACAAAAGUUUUAAUACAAGUUGCGCCAAAUAUCUUAAAGUUUGGGGUGGGAUUUUUAUUUAAUUUUUUUUCACAUAAGUGGAAGGGUUCCUAGAUUCUCUGAGGAUGCCAACUGGCACUCCAACUCUUGAUUUCAUGUUCAGCAUUUUAUUGCAUCAAUCAUUAUUUCGAGCAAUAUUACCGUAUAUUGAUAUUACUUUUUUUAUUCUUUUUGAUAAUUAUUUUUGUUGCGUGUUUAGGAUUAAUAUUGUAGUUCAUGCUCACAGUAUUCCAGCAGGGUAUGAAUUUUGCAACUGCCGGUCACUGAACUAUAAAAGAUAGGUGUGCCACACAAGUCAGGCAGGCCAAGUACAGCCAGUGACAAGAGAGAAGAAACACCACUAGACUUGUGCACACAGCAUCAAACAUCCUACAAAUAUAUAAGAAGCACAUACAGUAGUGAGCUUGUGGAAAAGAACUAAGAAAUCAAAAUGCAUUGAAGCUUUCUUUCUGUGUGUGUGUGUGUGUGUAUAAUGACCUAGCAGCUAAUGAAGAGUACCUAUAUAUUUAAUAUGUUGUUGGGGUAAUGAAUACAUAGACAUAAUUUUUAUAAUCAUGUCUAAAUGGUUACCUAUAGUCACGAACCAUAUGCCAUUGACAGAUACCAUACUAGAAUGUGAGCUGUAUGUGUGUAAAACCUUUGUUUUACCCAUCAUUCCAUAUAUUUGGGUUUUUUAUUAUUGUUUACAUUUUUGUGGAGAAAAUGUCCCAGCUCAAAAAAAAUUUACUCAUAUUCAAUGUACUUCUCUGCACCAGUGAAAGAAAGAUGUAGGUAAUGUACAUAAUGAAUAAUAGUGUCUGUCUAAUGUUCAAUUUUUGACCAUUGGAAACCAUUCAACCAUUUUCUUAACUGAAGUAGUUAGUGACAAGUAAAAAGAUGCUUUAAGGUUAUUUCAGGUUAGCUUUAUCCUUUGAAUAUAUUUUACAGUUUGAAUUAAUAUGGAAUAAUUUAUAAAUAAAUAUCCAAAUAAUAUAAACAGCUGUAAACUUUUUAACUAUGUAAAAAUGUGAUGUGAGGAUUGGUAUGCAAAGUGGAAAUAUAAAUUAGUUAUCUGCAAUAUCCAUGCUGAUGGUUUGUCACUAGUGUAUUUAGUUACUUGGGGGAGGAACUGAACUUAGAACUGAGAUGCCACUAUUGACUGUCGUUCUUAUUUUUUAAGUUAAAACCAGUCUGUCUGCCUGUCUUUACCUAACAGAGAGUGCCAGUUGUCACGUAGUCAUUAGUCAUUCAGUCACCACUAGUUGUUGAUGUAUCACGAUUCAUUUGUGAUGGUCCUGCACUUGUUAAUAUGUAUACCUAUGUUAAUAUUUAUAACUUAUGCAAUGUGAUGAACCUACAGUUAUUUUGUAUAUUUUGCCCACUACAUUUAUUAGGACAUUUAGUAGCCUCAUUGUUCAUCAUGAUGGUCACUCUAGGCUUGUGUCGUGGGUGAGCCAGAAACACAGUGGUGAACCAAGGUCAGUGGCAAAACUUGAAAUUAUGACAGUUAAAUGUCAUUAGAGAGUAUGGGCAGAGAGGGGGAGAGAUACAGAUUUAGACAUGAAAUAUUUGUGUGGGGGGAGGGAGACAGAAGGUAUAAGAAAGGGACAUAGACAGGAGAAAGGGAGGAGCAUAGUUUAGUCUUCCAAGCAUAUUUAUGGUGUUUUAUCCUACCUUCUUUCUCUUGCCACUCUUUCCUAAACCAGUUAAACCAAAAUUAUAGCAAAUGGACUGAAAACUAGAGCAUUUAAUAUCUUGAGUUUUUUCUCAAAUGUUUAAUAUAAAAAAAAUAAUAGUUACUGUUACAAGACACAUUUGUGUGUUAAGGGGUGGGGUAUAUCAGAUAUGGUGAUGAUCCUCUUUCACUACUGAGUUAUUCAUCUUGAUACUUAAGUGUGUAUGAAAUUUGUCACUAUGUGGUGCAGGCUGCCAUCAGAAGAUGCUCCUUCCCCCAGCCAUGUCAUAACUUCAUAAGCCAUGGGGGCACCAAUCUGGGUUUCCUGUUUGAGAACAAGGAUCAGUUCUGAAUAUACCAUACUGAUCUGAUCAACCACUCUGUCAUAUUUACCCACUGCAUGGGAAUAAACCAGAUUCCUAUUGCACAAGUUCAAUGGAGGAGAGAAUUCUGGCUUUAAAAGUCUUCUUGAUAUUUCACAAAUACCGUACAGUAUACUGUAUAUAUUUUUAAUCACUGGUAAUAUCAAUCUCAAAUAUAGUUUCUUUCAUUUGCAUUCCUGAGGGCCAGUGACUGUUGUGAUGUUUCUCAUAAAUUUAUUGGUGAUACUGUACCACCGAUGGACCUGAAAAAGAGAUCAGAAUGGAAAACAAACAGACAAAGAUGUUCUAUAUGUCUGGGCUUUAGUACUGUACUGAAUUGACAUUUCUGAGAAAUUUCCUCAGAAAACAAAGAUCUCAAAAUAUUAGUCAGAACACAUUGACCUAUUGGGUUCUGGUUCUCUCAGUAAUAACUUGCUUCAUCUUGCCAUGUAAUCAUGGUCUUUACUUAUACAGAAAGCUGCAUCCUAUGUGGAUGAGUAAUGAAUCGGCAUGUUUGUUCCAUGAAAACGCCCUAAUCACAGUGUGCUCUCUGUUUUAUCUUCCUCUAUUUUUAUGGACUUGGUGAGAUUCACCUGGGGAUGUGCACUGACAGUGUGACCUAAACUCAAGAUAGGCUUGGCUAGUUUAUCAUGAAAUUUGAAAGGCAACCCAGGGUGUCUGUUGCAUGGACCUGGGUCACAUGUCACAGUCAGGUUGAUAUGUGAUGGUUGUAUAUCAUCCUCUGGCCUAGAAAUUUAUGGUGGUACUGUACUGGCUUGUACUGAAAAUCAAUCACUUAUUACUGCCUUAAUGAUGAUAUUAUUGCAGAAACAGUUAACUGCUAUCCCAGUAUGAUAGCCAUCCACCCACUGUACCCAUAAUAUAACAGUCCACUAGGGAUUUUGAUAAAUUUGAAAGUUUC
Molecule: messenger RNA, 5004 nt
Organism: Homarus americanus (American lobster)
Lineage: Eukaryota; Metazoa; Arthropoda; Malacostraca; Decapoda; Nephropidae
Product: arf-GAP domain and FG repeat-containing protein 1-like
Exons: 11
Coding region: 16-1566 (516 amino acids)
Molecular function (GO): GTPase activator activity
Source: RefSeq, a predicted model, not a curated record